AUGGCCGAGCCAAAGUCAGUGUGUGUUUCAGUGGAUGAAGUGGUCUCAAAUGGCACAGAUAACCAAGAUGUUCGACUGAUGAAUGGACAUUUGAAGAAGGUGGACAAUACUCUGACAGAAGCUCAUCGUUUCUCCUACCUACCCCGCAGACCAGCUGUGAAUAUUGAGUUUAAAGAACUGUCAUAUUCUAUCCAAGAAGGACCAUGGUGGAGGAAGAAGGGUUAUAAGACCCUUUUGAAAGGAAUUUCAGGGAAGUUCAGCAGUGGAGAGCUUGUUGCAAUUAUGGGUCCUUCAGGAGCUGGGAAGUCAACGCUCAUGAACAUUCUAGCAGGAUACAGAGAGACGGGAAUGAAAGGAGAAAUUCUCAUCAAUGGACAGCCUCGUGACCUGCGUUCUUUUCGCAAAGUCUCCUGCUACAUCAUGCAAGAUGACAUGCUGCUUCCUCACCUGACUGUCCAGGAAGCUAUGAUGGUAUCUGCACAUCUGAAACUUCAGGAGAAAGAUGAAGGCAGAAGAGAAAUGGUAAAGGAAAUCCUGACAGCCCUCGGUUUGCUGACGUGUGCCAAUACAAGGACUGGCAGUCUUUCUGGAGGCCAGAGAAAGCGUCUUGCCAUCGCUUUGGAGCUGGUGAACAAUCCUCCUGUCAUGUUUUUUGAUGAACCAACCAGUGGCUUGGAUAGUGCAUCAUGUUUUCAAGUUGUCUCUUUGAUGAAGGCUUUAGCCCAGGGUGGCAGGUCCAUCAUUUGCACAAUUCACCAGCCCAGUGCUAAACUGUUUGAGUUGUUUGAUCAGCUCUAUGUUUUAAGUCAAGGUCAAUGCAUUUACCGUGGGAAGGUGGUAAACCUAGUCCCUUACUUGAGAGAGUUGGGUUUGAAUUGUCCAACCUACCACAAUCCAGCAGAUUUUGUUAUGGAGGUAGCAUCUGGUGAAUAUGGAGACCAGAAUGGCCGUCUGGUAAGGGCCGUACGGGAGAGGAUGUGUGACACAGACUACAAGAGAGAUGUUGGUGGGGAGAAUGAGUUGAAUCCCUUCCUCUGGCACCGGCCUUCUGAAGAGGAUUCCUCCUCCACAGAAGGCUGCCACAGCUUCUCCGCCAGCUGCCUAACCCAGUUCUGUAUCCUCUUCAAAAGAACUUUUCUCACCAUCAUGAGGGAUUCGGUGCUGACACACUUGCGUAUCACCUCACACAUUGGCAUCGGACUGCUCAUCGGCUUGCUCUACUUAGGCAUUGGCAAUGAAGCUAAGAAAGUCCUCAGCAACUCCGGCUUCCUCUUUUUUUCCAUGUUGUUUCUCAUGUUUGCCGCGCUCAUGCCAACUGUCCUCACAUUUCCUCUGGAGAUGGGAGUAUUUCUUAGGGAGCAUCUGAACUACUGGUACAGCUUGAAAGCCUACUAUCUCGCCAAAACCAUGGCUGAUGUUCCUUUUCAGAUCAUGUUUCCUGUGGCUUACUGCAGCAUCGUGUACUGGAUGACUUCACAGCCCUCUGAUGCACUGCGAUUUGUCCUCUUCGCAGCCUUGGGAACCAUGACAUCCCUGGUGGCUCAGUCACUGGGUCUUCUCAUAGGUGCAGCCUCUACAUCCCUCCAGGUGGCCACUUUUGUGGGCCCAGUUACUGCCAUCCCAGUGCUUCUUUUCUCUGGGUUUUUUGUCAGCUUUGAUACCAUCCCAACAUACCUCCAGUGGAUGUCCUACAUUUCCUAUGUCAGAUACGGGUUUGAAGGAGUUAUUCUCUCCAUCUAUGGACUGGAUCGAGAAGAUCUGCAUUGUGACAAAGAUGAUACUUGCCAUUUUCAAAAAUCAGAGGCCAUUCUGAGAGAACUGGAUGUAGAAAAUGCCAAACUUUACCUGGACUUCAUUGUUCUUGGAAUUUUCUUCUUCUCUCUGCGCCUGAUUGCCUAUUUUGUUCUCAGAUACAAAAUCCGAGCAGAGAGGUAAAGGAAAAACAGCUAAAACGAUGCAGUAGGAAGAUCUUUAGACAUGCAAUAGAGUGCACUUGACAUUGUCUCACUGUGGCAGGCCAGUCUCCAGUGCCCAGCUAGAUGCUGUUAUGACCUAGCCCAUAGAGAACCACAAUGGGAUAGUGGACAUAUAGUGUUAAGCCAAUCAGUCCAGUUGGGUUGGGUCAUGUUUUCAUUACACUUUCUAGCUUUAACUAGGAAGAAGAAAUAGAAGGGAAUUUUACACCACAGAAUAUCAAUACCGAGGCAGUGUAACCGUAAUAAAAAGCCUGGCUGCAGGAGCUUUCCUUGUGGAAACCGAUUUCAUGAUAAGGUAAUACAAGUCCUGGUAGCCAGAAUAGUAUAAUGUCAUCUAUAGGUGACAAGGCAAUGAGAUGAAAAACGGGGAAAGCAAAGAAAACAGGAUUCUCUCAUCUUUUUAAAUUCAGAGUUUCAUCUUUGCAGUUUUCUAUGUAUUACUUUGCAAUACUUUUCCACAGAAUUGUCCCUUCUGGCCAAAAGUCUGUAAAUGUAUUAAUAAGGUAAAGAGAUCUUUUUAAUACGGAUACUUUUUUAAAACAAACCUGAAGUGAUUGAAGUCAUUAUUUUUGUUUCUGUCUAAAUUUAGAACUCUGGUGCUUUGCUUGUCGAGCUGGUCUCAUAUCUGAAAAUUGUAAUGAUAGGAGGAAAAGGCAGAUUCUGAGUCUGUACUAAACCUGUGGUCCCUAUUUGGAAGCCACAACAGAUAGCACAGGCAGUCAGACAUGUUCAAGCUGCCACUGAAUGAUUGAAAAAACAUUCUUUUUCAGUGUCUUUUAAAUCCUCAAUAUUUGUGAUAUUUAAAAUGCUAACUCUACUCAUUAUCUGUAUGAUCUACCUCCUGCGAAUGAAAAAAUCAAAGCACUCCAAGGCUCAUUUUUUUUUCUCAAACUGUGAAUGCAGAAUCUAUCCCUAAAGCCUGAGCGAUUGUUAAAGCCUGACGGAGUGCAAGAGCUCUCCACAGCUCAUUGUGGUUAUUGUGUUAAAACAUGUGUGACUGCCUCAUAUGGCAGCGUUCCUUAUACGUGCAACACAUAUAGGACUCUCCUCAAAAUAUACAAAUGACCUGGUAAUACUGCAGGUCUAAUUAUGCCAAGCAGUUUUGUUCACACCCUGAAUUCUUCAUGCACGACAUGGGAACUGAUACUAAUUGAUCUAAACACCAAUGAAACCGUUAAAAGAAGCGUGCAUUUGUUUUGCGUAUCUCACCUUUGUAAACUGGGCAGUGGGAAUUCUGGUUCCAAGUUGAUGUGAAUUUUGACACUGAUUUUCAUGGGUUUGGAUUUUCGACCCAGAGUGAAAUCGUGGGGCCCAUACUCGUGUUGGACACCUUGGUGAACUUCUGUGUGAAUUCCUUUACCUCCUGCCAUUACUGUGUGUUUACCCCAGUGUUACAGACUUCCAAGUCAGACCUACAAAUUCUAUAAGACCUACAAAUUCCUAUCAGGAUGCUGAAGGCUUGUAGAUUGGAAGCAGCUCAAUGUCAGCAAACCAUUCAGGAGCUCAGCAGCUCAUGACAGUAAGGUGGAUGGGGAGGGACUUUGGGCAUGUGCUGGUCAGCAGCAGUCAACAGUUCUGACCAUUUUCAAGGACUUCAUGGCUACAUCUGUACUAGUAAACUAAAUAGAGCCAGGGCCAGCUCUGUUAGGCCUCAGGCAACUGGAACUGAUAGAAAUGGUUCCUGUACUGUACUAACUUCUAAACAAGAGCCCAAACAUUGCCUGGAAGAGCUCUGGCUGUGAUGGGCUGCAGCUCUGCCAUUUAGCAGUGAAGACAAUUGUUUCCCAGCUUUCCUGGCCCGUGCCCAGGCUCUGUUUAUUUUACCAAUAUAGACGUAGACCACGUGUGUCUGUUAAACUUGGGUACUUGAAUCAAGGCUGUGUUCUGGAAGACUUUAAGUCAAGUCACAUGGUUUAGGAAGGUUAGCUGAACUUUUCCUGAAAAUAAGAUUGACCUAUGAAACCAAGGUCAAUUGUUAGUGUAGAAAUAAAAAAUCCUUACACAACCUCUUUGCAUAAUUUUGUUGCUGUUUUUUUCAAAAAAUGUCCUGGAGACAGUAGAGCUCUUGUACAGUUCUGCAGCUCCCUCAGGCAUAAUCACAAACUUGUAUGGGUCUGUAUGGCUGUCAGAUAUGAGAAAUUAAAUUUUUGGCUAUUCUGAAUAAUACCCAUAACUGAACAGUUUUUAAAUAAGUCACAAGCUGAAAUCCCUUGGCACAACAUGUCUUGAUUAUUUCAAGACUCUCAAAAUAUUUGUGAAUAAUACAGGUGGUUCAAAUGCUAUUUGCAAACAGAUAAAAAAACUACCUUUGCCAGAUUACUCUCUUGUUGCACACUGCUGGUCCAGAGUAGGAAAGAGUGUAAUGUCCAUGGCAUUAAAUACCUUCAGGGUUCAUGUUUUGCGUUUACCAACACCAUUUACCAAAUACCACAUUGAAAAUCCAUUGCAGUGUACCAAAUGAAGUAACUUGCUGACAUUUCAACACUGUUAACUCAUGUAAUGACAAUGAUGUCUUCUCCCAUCUAGAUCAAUUUCGCAGUAUGAGUUCCUUGGACACUGUCUUGUUAUCUGUGUCUGUUCCUCUGUUUGUAGACCUCCUUAUUUUACCACUUUAGCCUGCAAUGAGUCCUCCUGUAAUUUUGUGUUGUAUUAUGGUAGCCAAAAGUCUGGUCCUCCCCGGGUGUUCCUAAGAAAAUGCAUGCUCUGGAAUAUUUUUUGUCACUCCUAUUUUUUGUUAGAUAUGCUUUUUCCCAGCCAUCUGCUGGCAGCAUUUGGCUCAAAGUUACUAUUCUAAGGAACGCUUUCAGACUGUAGAAUCCCAGUAAAGAAAUAAAUUAAUUCUUUUGAAACUCAGUGCUACACAUAAAUGAGAUAAUCAUUCUUUCCCUCCUUAGGUCUAAAAUUAACUAAUGAUAUCUCUUUUGCCACUGCUGUGCGACAGAAGUAUUUAAAGUCCAUCCCAAUUAUGUUUGCAUAUACUGCAAAAAUUUUUAACAUAGCCUCAACUUGGCUUCUUUCUAUUUAUGUGGAAAUAAAUUCUAACAGGCUGAUAUAAAACACAUUCCCAGGUUAAUGGACUGAGCAUGCAUGUGCUGUAGCGGAAAGCAAUCGCAUUGUGAAGCUCUGGAGGCUUCACGUGGAAGAAUAAUGAAGCCAGCAAGAUUCUAAAGACUUCAAAUCCUCCAUUUAUAUAGCCAUAUAUAAAUAGCCAUAAACCGGUUAAAAUCAGUGCCAUUAUUACCAUUCAAACUAGUCACAAUCUGGCUAAAAUUUGCCUAAGAGGAUAAAGUUUUUUUAAAGUUCUCUUGAAGACUGAAUGUAUGAUUCCUGUUGGGAUUGCAGGAAGACUUUAGUGUUCUGUUGGCCUCCUUAUUUUGUUUCGAUUUGUUUUGUGCAUGUUGCUUCGGUUACUGUGUGCAUCAGUUAAGACUUUAUGUGCUUCGGAUUUUUUUUUGGUCAUUUUUCUUUGUGGAAACUUGCAUAUAAUCCGGAAAACCCUGAAAGUUUUUUAAAAAGGAACUUAAAACAUUAUUACUUAAAACUAAAUAAAAGAUUUGGAAAACAGAUUCUGCUCACGUAAGAAAUUGAGAAAAUUUCAUCUUUAUGGAUCAAAGGGAGUAACAGGAGAAUAUCUGAUGCUGAAAUCCUGUUCACUCCUUAAUAUUUGGAGCCCAAGAUGUCUUUUUUUCACUAGAGGAGAAGAAUAUACAUACACAUCACAGGGAGAGCUGUUUAUGCAAGUGGGAGAAAAUGAACACUUGAGUCCAAGUGCAGGAUGUAUCCAAUGACUGGCAUUUCAAUCUAUUCUUUUGUGUCAAGGUCUAUGUUGUCAACAGAAAUGACUGUUUCAUUAAACAUAUGUUUCUAGAAAGCAGCCUGUUACAUACUGACCUGUACCUCCCCAGUGAUCCUCACAGAGGGUGGUCCUAGCUGUCCUGUUUUCUCAAGACUAGGUGGAUGUCUUCUGCUCUAAUGGGAUCCUUUGAAGCCCUGUUCCAACGCAGUGCUUAAGUAUCUUAACUUCUCACAUCUGCGUUGUGAACCAGAGGAAUGACCAAUGUCUUUAAGAUCAGGUCCAGGCUUAAGUGCUUUGCUGGGUGAGGGCUGUGUUGCGCAGGAAGGCUGAGGUGCUGACUGGCUGAACAGACUCGGAGACUCAACUGAAAAAUCUGCUUGCUUUGGGUUAGUCUCUAGGAGAUUACAGCUUUGCAGUGAUCUUGAAUUAAUCUUUUUGAAUCACAAAAUACUUCUUUUCAGGAGAAAGAGGAGAGUGAAAAUCAAGCAUGGAGAUGAGUCUAUAUUUUUCUGUAUGUUUACUGUUGCUUUGCAUAAUUGCUUUUGUUACCUGCUUAGUUUUGUUAAGGAAAAAGGAACUUUUUUUUUUUUUUCCUUUCUGUACUAGAAAUGCCAAUCCAGGACUGCUUUACAUUCAAACAAUGUCAGCAUUUAUUUUUAUUUUCCAAACUAAGCAGGAAGGGAUCUUAAUUAAGUAUUUUUCUGUGUUAACUUUUAUUGGAAUGUGAUUUUAUUCUUUCAUCUCCUACUCUGUGACGAUUGUAUUCAGGAAUGAUGACAAGGGGCAGAGGAAGAGAGUUAACAUUUCCAAAUCGAGCUUCUCAGAAAAUGCAUGUGAGGAGGGUGCAAACAGCAGGCGUACCUCUUUCUGCAGCCUGAUGCACCUUCUUCCACGUUGCCUUUGCUCACCGAGCUUCAGUCCAGUCUCAGCUGGUGGCCGGGUGGGAGGGAGGGUCACAUGUGUUUGUCCUGCAUGAUGCAGGAGACCCUCCCCAGCACUGCAGGGCUAGUUACCAGCACCUUCUCUGGGGACAAAUUAGUUCUGUGGGGAGUCCCUGAUACCCUUGGGGUCUGCUCUGGUGUUCCUUGAUCUUGGUACAGCAGAGUCUGGCCUGGAGCCUUCUUCACGGGGGCGCAGGUGGUCAGCUGUGGCGUUGGUCUACUUGUUAGGAUCCAGGUGUGGAGUAGGAGGAUGUUACAUGCAUGCUGCUUUUAACUAUGGAUACCAUGAUUUGGGUAAUGAAAUUCAUUUCUUUUUCAUUUUCGUCAACUGGGUAGUGUUUUUGGAGAUGGUUUAUCUCAAAACCAUAGCUGUCUAAAAACAAGAGGCUCAGUCUCAGUUAAUCAUCUACUGUUCUCUGAAAAAAAAAAAAAGGAAAGAAACGGCCAUGUCCAGGACAAAUGGACCCAAGGUACUUCCAUAAUUCCCUGAGGUAGGUAUUUUUUCUAGUGACUUGAAUUCUGGCCUUUACAGUGAGUAUUCUUAUAGCAGUUGCCACAUUUGAAGUUGCACCUCUUCCCAGGGGGGUUCAGGGCAAUGUCAUCUGGAGCAGGACUGGAUCCUCAUCUUGCCAGUAUGGUUCCAGUUUUUGCAACAGCCCUGAAGUGGACAAAUUGAAAUGUUAGCAGUAUAAUUCAGCUUCCUGGACUUACUGAGCUGUAGUUUAUGCAUUUCUUCUGGUUUCUUAAGCUCCUUCUUAAGUUAGUGGGGACUAGAUGGGCAGCUACAAAGGCACUUCUUCACACUGAACUUAGCGUCUCCUUUGGGAUCUUUCCUGGGCAUGUAUUUUGGGCACUGGCAGAAGAUUUGGAAUUGGGUAUUGUUACAAAAAACUAUGGUUUGCCCUCAUGGAGGUACAUAACACUUGCCCUGAUGAUCAAGAGAGCCUAGGAAGGUACCUUAGAUAGUCUGUCUACCUGCUCUGGACAUAUCAAAUUAGAGGAGACGAGCCCCUGUACGUUGAAAAUUUAGAGCUUAAAGCUUUGGCACUUCAACCUUUGGAGCUCAGACCUUUGGGGCUGGAAGUUCAAGCAAUUCCUUGCUGCAAUGAAAACUUGUUAAAACUGGUCUUACAUUGUGGGUACCAUCGCACACUUAACAAGUAGAUGUGGUAGUUUAGGUUACCUUGUUUUUGUAGCCCUACUGUAAGUUAGAAAAGGUCUAGACUUUGCCCUGAACUCUUGAGUGUUAGGAUCGUUGUUCCCUUUAACACUCAGGCAGGAUAGGAAAGAUCCCUGUCAAAAGCAGGAUUAGAAAACAUCGAGGUUGGUUUUGGCAAUAUCUAGCCUUAGGCACCUUCAGAGCAGGUUGACUGUGGCAGAUAAUUGGUCUGUAUUUCUGCAGGGGGGAUCUCAGUGGUAGCUGAAGAGAUACUGUCCCACGUGUUGUUCUUUUUUCUUUGAGAAAAUCUUCUCAUGUGUAUCCAUUUUCCUCCCAGAACAGCCCAAUAGGGUGCAAUCACUCAGGAAUUUCUUUCCUUUAGUUCUGUACAGAAAGCCGUUUAUAAAGUAUGAUAAUAACAAAGGCAUUUUGAAAAGCAGUUGGGAGCUAGAAGGAAGCAGAAAAUGACCUCGUGUCAUGUCCUCUGUAGCAGUUUGUGAUGGACUGAUCGUUGCUGUGCCCGUGACAUGGGUCCUAUUAAUCCUGCCACACAGCAUUGGCAAGUGCACAAAUUAAGUGCUGAGUGUCACUGAAGUUAAUCAUGAGCUCUGCUGUUUGUGUACAGGGGCAGUAGCAUUUUUGGGGGUCAACUCCUACUGCCCUGUUUUCAUAAUAUAUAAAGAUGCUGUUGUAAGGGAUCCCACUGAGUGGCUUUUAUAACCCCAGAUAUGCUUUUAUAACCCCAGAUAUCCUUCUGCAUAUUACAUGUCCAGAAGUUGCAGGUUGAGCCUGCAGACAUAACAGGUUUGCUUUUCAUUCUGUGUGUGUAUUAGCAUAUUCCUGUUUCUGUACGCAUUUCACGUAGAGGUUGUGAAGGAGUAAUGGUACUGUAGAGCAUGAAAUGUAGCUUCAGUGCAUUUAUUAUUUUGAAAUCUUAUCAUGAACCAUAACUUAAUGCAGUUGUCAGCUGUAGAACCUCCCUUUAAGAGAUUUAGAUUUCUGUUGAGACCCAUUGCCAGCACAGUAAAACAAAGGGUGACCAGGCAAAAUAAGUAUCCUUUGGCACAAGAAAUCCCCAUGACUCAGCCUGCCAGCCUACAUUCUCUGCAUUCUUUAUGCCUUCAAGAUACAUCAAGAUUUUGUCGACCCAUUUUCUUUCUGGGGGCCUCCAUGCAGGUCAUCCCAUGCAUACCAGUUGCUUGCAUCCUUAUUGCUAGAUAUUUGUGGCUGCUGUCCAUGUGGGGUGUAAAAUUGAGCUGCUGGGGAACAGAGCACGGUAGUUCCAAAUGGAGAGAUGACUUUCAGACUUCUGUGAGUUAGCGAAUACCUAAUGUGCUGGAUCUGUGAGUGUGCUUUGCUCUUUCAAGAAGAAAAAACCUCUAAAAUGUCUUUUUAAGCAGAUUGCAAGGCGACAUGGAAGUCUUUACUUUUAAAGUUGAUAGUUUUUUACUUCAGUGGCAUCUGUGAUGUCUUUUUUUUUUUUUUCCUGGCCCCAUUGUAGCUUAUUUUAGUAGCCCAUUUAGGAUAAUUGUUAUACAAACUCCGUUCUAUUACUUCCAAAAACCAGCUUUCCUGGCCUCAAUGAUAAUUGUACCAACCUUUACAAAUGUAAAUUAGUUGUUGAGCAAUUAAAAAAAAAUUGGAAAAAAUGCUCUUAAAUUAUGGUAAAAGUAAAUGAAAUUUAAGGAAAUUGAUUCUGUGAUUCUGUGAAAAGGUUACACAGAUAUAUCUAAAAUGAAGACAAACAAGUCCUGCAGUGUGGCCAAGCCUUUACCUGUGUGAGUAAAGAUUUGUGAAAUACCUUAUCUGAGUCAGUUGACCUUAUUGUGAGAUACUGCCCUUGAAUCUGUUACUGAAUUAUUUAACGUUUGUUCUUUUGUUUUUAAAGCAAGAGUCAAUGCAAGGUAUCAUUUUAAAUCAGCGUGCUAAAGUGUGCAUAUUCUGGUAUAUCUAAUAUGUCAUUGUUGUCUCUUGUUUCUGUAAUGCAUUUGCAUUACUAUGAAUCAAUUUUAUUAUGCUUCUCUAGAGACUACUGCUGCCUGCACGCUGUGAUAUAUUUGCACUGUUGUAGAUAUAUAUAUAUGCAUAUAUAUAAUUAUAUUAUAUAAACCAUGUCUUUUUCAGGUUGCUUGUUACCUUUGUAGUUUACGCUUACCGGUACAGUGGACCUGAGUAAAAAUGUGGGAUGUGGGGCAUUCUGAUGAUAUAUUACAAUAAUAGAGAAAUCUUUGUAUAUUUCUGUAUACUUAAUACCCGUAAGAAGAGAUUUGUAUGUGCAUUAUUUUCCAAACUAGGGCUUUGUUUUCUGAGACUAGAGAACAUUUAUGAUAAUGUUACAAAACAACAAAAAAAAAUCAAAUAAAGUGUUAUUAUUUUCAGACA
This is a messenger RNA of Calidris pugnax (ruff), 10254 nucleotides long. RefSeq names its product ATP binding cassette subfamily G member 1 (gene ABCG1). Gene Ontology annotation, biological process: transmembrane transport; cholesterol homeostasis. NCBI's taxonomy places the organism in Eukaryota, Metazoa, Chordata, Aves, Charadriiformes, Scolopacidae. Gene Ontology annotation, cellular component: plasma membrane. The record is from RefSeq and is a predicted model, not a curated record. The transcript is spliced from 14 exons. Gene Ontology annotation, molecular function: ATP hydrolysis activity; ABC-type sterol transporter activity; ATP binding. Bases 1 to 1935 code for a protein of 644 amino acids.